GCGCAACCCAGAGGACGACCGACUCCACAGUGGCACGUUCAGCUCCUUCACCUCGGCGAUAAAGCGGAAGGAGAAGAAGAGGAUUCGUCCCCGUCGUCGCGUUUACUCGACGAUUUAUUUAACGAUAAAACAAUUGUCCACCAUGAAGUUCCUCUGGGCUGUCAGCGCCCUGCUGCUGGGCUGUUGGCGAGCCAACGCAUCCACAGCGGGCUUCGUCAAGUGUCCCCUGUCCCGGACGACGCUGCUCGGCGGCAGCGCGGAGCUGCACUGCGAGGCGGUCGGGAGCCCCGUCCCCGAGGUGCAGUGGUGGUUCGUCGGGGGCGAGGAGCCCGCCGAGGCCUCCGCGCAGCUCUUCGACGGGGCGCGGGGCGGCCGCGUGCGAAUCCACGCCGUGUACGUGGCGCACGCCGCCAGCACCGUCCGCCUCGCCGGCCUCGCCCUCGCCGACUCCGGCACGUACGAGUGCCGCGCCUCCAACGACCCCGACCGCAACGCGCUGAAGAAGUCGCCCAGAAUCAAGUGGAUCCGCUCGCAGGCGAACGUCAUUGUGAUGGAAACCCUGGCGAUCAUCGCUGAGCCCGUCGAGGUCAGGAACCAGACCUCCGCCGUCCUCAGCUGCAACCUGACGGAGCCCUCCCUCCUCAUCCAGGGCUCCCACUGGCUUCACAACGGCAAGAUCAUCGAGGCUUCCAAGUCCACCGAGCCCGCCGCCUCCACCGUCCUCCGUUUGAAAAAGAUCACUUACACUUCUGGAGGAAUGUACGAAUGUGUGUUCCUCACCGAACCCGAGAUGAAGAAGACCAUUGAAGUCAAAACUCUUCCCCACGUCUCCGCCUACAAGCACUCUGAGCACGGCAACGAGAACGACAAAGGGCUGCUGGUCUGCGUGAGCCACGGCUACCCGCUGCCCACCGACUGGACCUGGUUCAAAGAGGAAGACGGCGUCCUCACGCCCAUCAUCAACGGCACCACCGACAAAUACGAGAUCAAGAGCACCCCCAACAAGACCACGCUGACCAUCGACGACCUGAGCAUCGAGGACGACAUCGGCGACUACGUCUGCUCCGGGACCAACGAGCUGGGCACCAACAGCGACAAGAUCCACCUGCGCGUCCGCAGCCGGUUGGCCGCCCUCUGGCCCUUCCUCGGCAUCGUCGCCGAGGUCAUCAUCCUGGUGACCAUCAUCUUCAUCUACGAGAAGAGGAGAAAGCCCGACGAGAUCACCGACGACGACGACUCAGGAGCCGCUCCCCUGAAGAGCAAUUCUACUGAAAAUAUCAAAGACAAGAAUCUGAGGCAAAGGAAUUCCAAUUAAAAAGGUAAAAGAUGGGACAUCCAGAUGUGACUCCAGGAUCCAGAUGUUGUGGCACCGUCUGCUGUGCGCCCUGCAAUUUUAAAAGUACCCUUUUUUUUGUGUGCUCGUGCCCUUUUUUCUUCUUUAUUCUCCAUAUCGUGCAGCCACAGAACAUAGUGUGAAGUCAUUUCCGCUUGAGGCCCCCGGGGGCCAACUAUUGCAUGAGUUUAAAACGCCGUUAUAGGAAAGUGUGUGUCUGUUAUGCAAUCAUAAACGAUCGAUGUGAGGAACGCCUCCCUGUGGUUAUUUUCCGUGGAUGUUUCCCACGCUGACCUCGCGGUCGUCUUCGCUUCCAUGUCCUCCGAUCUUUGUGAAGCGCGUUGCGUCGAUCGUCAUAAACUUCACUGCCACUCACAACAACAUUGCAAAUUCUCCCUUUCCGUAGUUUUAUAAUUUUGCCAAAUCACGAGUGUAAUGCAGAAAUUAUACAGAUUUAACGUCUGCAAAGUUUUGUUGCCGUGAGAAAUUCAAGCUUUCUUUUUUAGUUUGGACAUUUUUUUCUUUUUUCUUCUUCUAAUCACAUUUUAAAUCUAAAAAGUUUUAGUCACCAGAGUUUUUGUUUUGUUUUGUCGCCAAUACCACAUCCAGAAUAAACAUCUAUUGUUAUGGAUCAAGUGCAAGAGCUGUCUGUUACUUCUGUGAAAUGCAACUUGAAGUCUUUACGCGCGGUCUUAACGUCUCAGCAGAUCAACGUUCCAUACGGUGUUUCACUCUCUGUGUCGCUCGUGUUCCAUUUGACCCGAUUAGUGUUGUGUGAUUGGAUGUUACCAUUGCAGAGUUACACAGAUUAAAAGUUUUUUAAAAAGAUCCUAGCCAGACUUGUGUACGUUGUUGUACCGUUGAUCACCGGCCGUUGUACGACUGGCACAAACUGAAUAAAGGUUUCUGAUUUUA
Messenger RNA from Pseudoliparis swirei, 2248 nucleotides. RefSeq names its product basigin (gene bsg). Gene Ontology annotation, biological process: cell-cell adhesion. Gene Ontology annotation, molecular function: cell adhesion molecule binding. NCBI's taxonomy places the organism in Eukaryota, Metazoa, Chordata, Actinopteri, Perciformes, Liparidae. Gene Ontology annotation, cellular component: cell-cell junction. The transcript is spliced from 9 exons. The record is from RefSeq and is a predicted model, not a curated record. Bases 143 to 1315 code for a protein of 390 amino acids.